AUGCUUCUCGUCUCGUGGCUCAACUCGUUGCGGCGAUGCUUCGGCACGUCGUUCCACAUCCUCGUCUUCAGCAUCUACUGGGCACAGGGCUUCCGCGCGUUCCCCUGGACAGGCAUCAGCAUUCUGGCGAAGGACCAUCGGAAGCCAGUGGUGCCCUUGCCCCUGCCUUUUCCCCCUCCCUUUCACCCCAUCACCGCUUCUCACUGUUCUUCAUUCUUCCCCCAAACUCAUUCGUACCCGCGCGUUCCCUUGGACGGGAAUCUGCAUUCUAGUGAAGAACCAUCUGAAGCUGGGCCCAGCAGCAGUGCAGCUUAUGACCUCCACUGCCUACAUGACGUGGAGCGUGAAGCCGUUAUAUGGCUCAUCCCCUACAUCAUCAUUGCCAACGCCCUCUCACUGCUCUCCUGGCUCGCCCUCCCACUCCCUGCCACCUCCGUUCACCCCUUCUCUCCAGGAUCUUAUCUGACUCUCGCCCUCACGUUCGUCCCAAGUCUCGCCGCCUUUGCCGAGCCCUUCACGCUGCUGCUCGUGCUGCAGAUAGUUGAGGCGGCCAUGGCUGACGUGGUGAUAGAUGCCAUGGUGGCAGAAGCAGCCAAGGGAGAGAAAACGUCGGCCGCCUUGGCUGACGUGGUGAUUGACGCCAUGGUGGCAGAAGCUGCCAAAGGAGAAAAGGAGAGGUAUGCGGGCGACUUACAGUCCCUCUCCUGGUUCUCCAUGGCAGCGGGCGGCGUGGUGGGAAAUCUCCUAGGCGGCCCGGCUUUGAAGACGCUGCAGCCACACGGCAUGUUUGCGCUCUUCGCGUUUUUCCCCCUAUCACAGCUCACAAUGUGUUUCAUGUCGUCCAAGAGGAAGCUUACAGGGGGGACGGGAAGUGGGGAGGAGGACAAGGGGGAUGAGGAGGAGGAAGUGGAGGGGGUGGAGGAGGAGGAAUGGGAGGGAGAGGAGGGAGAAAGGGUGAGGGAGAGUGGGAAGGUGGUCGGAGCAAGUGAGGGGGAUAAGAGAGUGAGGGACUCUAUGAGUGAUGGUACAACAGCAACAGCACCAUCCUGUCUUGAAAUCGAACGAGCUUCUGAUGCGACCUGGGACUCUGUUGCUGAUUCCCUGGUUACAAUUGACUGUGGAAGUUCGCAUGGCAACCGCAUGAAUGGUGGCAGUGAGAGUGAGGAGAGCGGCGAGCUGGGGGAGUGGGAGCAGGUGGUACCAGAGCAGGCUAUAGUGGCGAGGAAGAAGGAUGGAGAAGAAGAAAGAGGUGGGGGCGAGGAGGGUGGGGGCGAGAAGAGUGCAGCAAGAGAGCAGAGCAUUGGGUUGAGACAACGGAGAGGCAGAGAGGGGGGUGACGGGGAAGGAGGGAAGGGAAAUGCAGUUGAGACUGGAAGGGCGGAAGGAGCAGAGGAGGCGAGGAAGAGGAGAAGUGAGGAGAGAAGUAGAAGGAAGGCAGCAGGGGGGUUGGGGAGGGAGGUGCUCAAUCUGGUGAUGGUUCUGUGGCAUGCUGUCAUGUCUCCAGAGAUCUUAUGGCCCAUGGCAUGGUUCAUGAUAUCAUGUACAGUCGUGCCUACCAUAACCUCCUCCCUCUUCUACUUCCACACCAACCGUCUGCACCUCGACAUCUCCUUUCUUGGCUCCACUAAGAACUCCCAAAAAAUGAAAAGUGCAGCAGGCUAUGAUACUGUGCCUACCUCUCCAAACUCACUCACCCACUCCUCCAUCCCCCAAUCCUCUGCCUGCCACCCCUCCCUUCCCCCACACCCAUUUUUCCCACUCGCUCCUCUGAGACUCCCACCACCCCCCUCCUCGACCCCCCCAAGGUCAUUGGCUGGGCGGGCCAUUUACUUGUUCCUCGGCUCCCCUUUCUCCACCUCACCUGCUUCCCCACUCGCUACUCCGGGGCUCCCACCACCCCCCGCCUUGCCCUCUCGCCCUCCCCAAGGUCAUUGGUUGGGCGUGUUGUACUUCCAUAUUUUAUACAACAUGCAUAGGCUAGACUUAAAUGUGUAG
Closterium sp. Naga37s-1 is the source of this 1995-nucleotide messenger RNA. The record is from the annotation of a GenBank genome assembly. Lineage: Eukaryota; Viridiplantae; Streptophyta; Zygnematophyceae; Desmidiales; Closteriaceae.